Molecule: messenger RNA, 1233 nt
Organism: Aspergillus luchuensis
Lineage: Eukaryota; Fungi; Ascomycota; Eurotiomycetes; Eurotiales; Aspergillaceae
Exons: 3
Coding region: 1-1233 (410 amino acids)
Source: RefSeq, a predicted model, not a curated record
AUGCGGCCAACACACCAAGCUCGCAUCGAAUCCGAGGAGAAGGCGCUGGAAGCCUACCGCCAGGAGCGCUACCAGGGUAGCGCCCGAGUCCGCCUGGACUGUCUGACGUUCGAAAAUGGCUUUGGCCGCUUGAUGGACGACGGCCGAAAUGCCCUCCGACUGGAGCAAAUCCUCGAGUUACAAGGAUGUCUCCGCAUCAAUCGAGACUACCAUGUGCCCGUCUUGGUCCGAGCCACGGACUGGGGCUCCCACAUCAGGCUGUUGCCGGGCGAGGCGGAGCCGUUUCCCGAGCUGAUCGUGCCCUUGAACAUGUCGCUGCGCGCAUUGGGCCACGAGAACGUCAUCGCCGCAGCGCGAAAAAAGCUCUACGGCGAGAACCGAUGGUGGGUGGUCGAUGUGUAUGUGGAGGAUCCCAAUGAGCAACCCCACCGACAGUCUCUCCAUUCUCAACUCGUUCGCUCGCUCCGAGAGCAUUUCCCAAACCAACGCCGACCGCCGGACGGAUUGAUCUACGAAAGAAUUCGGUUCUAUCAAGUAUAUCUGGGCCAUCCGCCGGACGAACAAGCGGAGGCACUUUGGUGGGCCGUCCUCCGACACGACCCCAAGAGUAAGAAGCAUAUAUAUCUUCGGGCCUUUCUCCAACAUCCCAGUUUCCCUGCAGCAUUUGAUGCCCUGCUCCUUAUUCCGGGGCUUUGGGCCAAAAUGCAAUUGGGCGUGCUGCAUACUAUGGUGUCACUGCGAUGUGACGAGCCCAUCCUGUCCUACCUCGAAACGAUCCGCACAGUCUGGAUGGACCAUAUUUUCGGCGGGAGCGACACCCUUCCUGUUCACGCGGACGCGGAGACCGUUCUCGCGCUGGAAUCUCAAGUCCCGAAGCUCUCGGAACCGGACCGGGAAUAUCUGCGAUCUCGGGUGAUGGACGACCGGACGUUAUUUCCAUCGAUCGAUGCCUCUGACACACGGGCGGCGUUAUGGGAGCGACUGAAGCAGAUCGAUACUCCGAUCACCACCCUGGGGACGUUCUUCCAGGACCUUCGUUUCUUAGGUGUUGCCAGCAAGGUGAUGAAGGCUCUUCUCCUCCCAUCAGAGGACCUGGGCUCGAAGAAGACUAAGAAGAUCACUAUCGACUGUGUACUCGGUGCGCAGCAUCGGACCGAUGCCAGCGUGUCAUUGAGAGAGACAAGACUGCAAGUCCGGCGGGGAUUGCACGAGCUCUGGCGCUUCAGCUUCUAA